CAAAUAUUUCAGGAACAGCGUGAGGAUGGAUUGAAACAUGAAGACUGGAACUACCCCGUUGUGAAAAUAGGAGGGCGUGUCUUCAAGGUUCCUGAAGGCGUCCUCUGCAGGGCCGUUCCUGGUAAUGGAGACACGCGUCAACCAUCCAACCCCUGAAAAACUACCCGGAACCCCCACCAGUGGAAACACACCCAGACUGCACUUGAGGUUCUUCUCUGCAGCUUAACUGUGUAACUGAGCUGAGAGACUGAGAGGAAGAUGCCUCCCCGGCCAUCCUCAGGGGAGCUGUGGGGCAUCCACUUGAUGCCUCCCAGGAUCCUGGUGGACUGCCUUCUUCCCAACGGGAUGAUCCUGACACUCGAAUGUCUCCGCGAGUCCACACUCAUUACCAUCAAACAUGACCUGUUCAAGGAGGCAAGGAAACAUCCGCUGCAUCACCUCCUACAGGAGGAGACAUCCUACAUCUUUGUCAGCGUAACACAGGAAGCAGAGCGGGAGGAGUUCUACGAUGAAACCCGCAGGCUGUGUGACCUCCGACUCUUCCAGCCUUUUCUCAAAGUCAUUGAACCAGUUGGCAACAGAGAGGAAAAAAUACUCAACAGGGAGAUCGGUUUUGCCAUUGGUAUGCCGGUUUGUGAGUUUGAUCUUGUGAAGGACCCCGAGGUUCAGGACUUCAGAAGAAACAUCCUGAAUGUUUGUAAAGAUGCCGUGGAGCUGAGAGAUGCCAGUGGGCCUCACAGCAGAGCCUUGUAUGUGUAUCCACCCAACGUGGAAUCGACGCAGGAGCUUCCCAAACACAUCUAUAGCAAACUUGACAAGGGUCAGAUUAUUGUUGUGAUAUGGGUGAUUGUUUCCCCGAACAAUGACAAGCAAAAGUACACACUGAAGAUCAACCACGACUGUGUACCUGAACAGGUGAUUGCCGAGGCCAUACGUAAGAAGACACGCAGCAUGUUGUUGUCCCCCGAGCAACUAAAGAUGUGUGUUCAGGAGUAUCAGGGCAAAUAUAUCCUCAAAGUUUGUGGCUGCGAUGAAUAUCUGCUGGAAAAGUACCCCAUCAGCCAGUAUAAGUACAUCCGUAGCUGUAUAAUGCUCAGCAGGAUGCCCAACCUGAUGCUAAUGGCCAAAGACAGCCUGUACACCCAGCUGCCGACAGAUAACUUUGUGAUGCCGUCAUACUCUCGACGCAUCUCAACGGCCACGUCGUAUAUGAAUGGUGAGGCCGCUUCCAAAUCGCUGUGGACCAUCAAUGGCACUCUUCGAAUACGAAUCCUCUGCGCUACCUAUGUUAAUGUGAAUAUACGGGACAUAGACAAGAUAUAUGUGAGGACGGGUAUUUACCACGGAGGUGAGCAGAUGUGUGACAACGUCAACACACAGAGAGUACCCUGCUCAAAUCCCAGGUGGAACGAGUGGCUCACCUAUGACAUGUACAUCCCAGACAUCCCCCGAGCUGCCAGACUCUGCCUGUCCAUCUGCUCUGUCAAAGGCAGAAAAGGAGCCAAGGAGGAGCACUGUCCGUUGGCUUGGGGAAAUAUCAACCUGUUUGAUUACACCCACACUCUGGUGGCAAAUAAAAUGGCCCUGAACCUCUGGCCCGUCCCCCAUGGCCUUGAAGAUCUUCUCAACCCCAUAGGAGUCACUGGAUCAAACCCCAAUAAGGAAACGCCAUGUCUGGAGCUGGAGUUUGACCACUUCAGCAGUGCUGUCAAAUACCCAGAUAUGAAUGCAGUGGAAGAUCAUGCAAACUGGACCAUCUCCAGGGAACUGGGCUUUAACUACAACCUCUCAGGGCAGAGCAAUCGCGUGGCCAGAGAUCACGCCCUGACAGACAGUGACACUGAGCAACUGAGGCAACUGACUAACAGGGACCCACUGUCAGAAAUCACUGAGCAGGAAAAAGACUUUCUCUGGAGACACAGGCACUACUGCAUGAACAUCCCCGAGAUUCUGCCCAAAAUCCUUCUUGCUGUCAAAUGGAACUCCAGGGAUGAAGUUGCACAGAUGUACUGUUUGCUGAAGGAGUGGCCAUCUAUCCGUCCUGAGCAGGCCAUGGAGCUGUUGGACUGUAACUAUCCAGACCCCAUGAUCAGGCACUAUGCUGUGCGCUGCCUUGACAAGUACUUAACUGAUGAUAAGCUGUCCCAAUACCUGAUCCAGCUUGUACAGGUAUUAAAAUAUGAGCAGUAUCUUGACAAUCCACUGGUCCGUUUUCUGCUCAAAAAGGCCCUGACCAAUCAAAGGAUAGGACAUUUCUUCUUCUGGCAUCUCAAGUCAGAAAUGCACAGUAAAACUGUGAGCCAGAGGUUUGGACUGCUGUUGGAAGCCUACUGCAGGGCCUGCGGUAUGUACCUCAAACAUCUGAGCAGACAGGUAGAAGCCAUGGAGAAGCUCAUCAACCUAACUGACAUCCUCAAACAGGAAAAGAAAGAUGAGACACAAAAGGUCCAGAUGCGGUUUCUUGUGGACCAGAUGAAGAGACCUGACUACAUGGAUGCUCUACAAAACUUCACCUCUCCUCUCAACCCUGCACAUCAGCUGGGAAACCUGAGGUUGGAUGAGUGCAGGAUCAUGUCGUCGGCGAAGAGGCCGCUGUGGCUGAACUGGGAGAAUCCCGAUAUCAUGUCCGAGUUGCUUUUUCAGAACAAUGAGAUCAUCUUCAAAAAUGGAGAUGACUUGCGCCAGGAUAUGCUGACAUUGCAGAUCAUUAAAAUCAUGGAGAACAUUUGGCAGAACCAGGGACUGGACCUACGGAUGUUGCCCUACGGAUGUCUGUCGUUAGGGGACUGUGUCGGCCUCAUCGAGGUGGUCCGGAGUUCUCACACCAUCAUGCAGAUUCAGUGUAAAGGAGGACUAAAAGGGGCCCUGCAGUUCAACUCAAACACUCUGCAUCAGUGGCUAAAGGACAAGAACAAGGGAGAAAUGUAUGACCUGGCUGUGGAUCUGUUCACGAGGUCCUGUGCUGGGUACUGCGUAGCUACAUUUAUUCUGGGGAUCGGAGACAGGCACAAUAGCAACAUCAUGGUCAAAGAUGAUGGACAGUUAUUUCACAUAGAUUUUGGCCAUUUCCUGGAUCAUAAGAAGAAAAAGUUUGGCUACAAGAGAGAGCGAGUUCCCUUCGUACUGACACAGGACUUCCUCAUUGUCAUCAGUAAGGGAUCCCAGGAAUGCACAAAGACCAAAGAGUUUGAGAGGUUUCAGGAGAUGUGUUACAAAGCUUACCUGGCAAUCCGACAACAUGCUAACCUCUUCAUCAACCUCUUCUCCAUGAUGCUGGGCUCUGGGAUGCCCGAGCUGCAGUCCUUCGAUGACAUUGCUUACAUCAGAAAGACGCUGGCUCUGGAGAAAAGUGAGCAGGAGGCUUUGGACUACUUCAUGAAGCAGAUGAACGAUGCUCACCAUGGAGGGUGGACCACCAAAAUGGACUGGAUAUUCCACACGAUCCGACAGCAUGCACUGAACUGAUACCUCACCACCAACUCUGCCAGUCCCACCACGGAGUAUUUAUGGAGCUCAGCGCAGAAGCAGGAUAUUGUUUCAAGGAAUUUCAUUUCCCCUUUCCAGAAGACACACAACCAACACCCCAACGCAGGAAAUCUUCACUUUGAUUUAUUUUUUUCCACCUUUGAAACACCUUUUUUUUUUUUUUUUUAAUUUAAACUGUUUUCUACAUCCUUGUCAGAUUUUUUUUGUCUGCUGCAUUGUGCGGUCUCAAAGAUGCCCGUGCACUAUUUUCUGCUUGGGUCUACAUGCAUUUUCAUCAUGAGCCUGUGAAGAUUCAUCAAACACGGAUGAUGUUUGUGUUCCCGCCCCACUAUGACUUCUACAUUAUUUUUUUUAUGUUGUUCUCACCCACCCGCAGGAACAGUUUCCCAAAUGAAGUCAAACAUGUGCCCUGCUGCUCUUAGAUGAAAACCACAAGUUUGACCAAACGGAUUAAAGAAGCUGCAUCUGCCAAGUGUUUAAUGUAGCCACAAAAGUAAGUUCAACCUGCUGCCCUUGGGCCAUGUUAGCGCUGUACUCUGGUUCAAUCCCAUCCCUGCUGAGAAGAUAGUGGGCACAAGUAACUUUAUAAAUUAUUUUGUGUGAUACAAGUCGGUCACAUUUGUUGUACAGUCCCACUCUGCCGACGUACGGGAACGAAUACGAUGUCUUCCACCGUUUUUGUGAGUUCGAGCGUGACCUGGCCUCAGCUUUCCAUCCUCUCCAUGAGGAAAUGUGGAGGCUGAGCAGCUGCUGGUGCGCGGCCUCCCAGGGCCUCGCCCAAGCAGCGCUGCACCUUCGGGAGCGUCGGAGGUGCAGCCAUGGACUCCUGCAGAAGUUUCAGGGUGAGGAUGCCUCUCCAUCAAAAACAGCACUUAGAAAUGACUGAAGAAUAUACAGAUUUAUUAUGACUUUUUACAUUUAUUUAUGUACCUACUUUAUUUAAAGUUGAACAAAGGCAAACCCUAAUUUCAAGGUCUAUUGUUUGUGUAAAUAUGUUUGGAAUUGUAUGUAUUUAUUUACAGCUUCUUCUGAUUACCACAAGUGCAACCGCCUAUGACACCCCUACCCUUUUUAUUUCUUUUUCCUCGACACGAGUUUAACUCACUCUCAAUACUACUGAUGCCUUCUUUUAGCCUUUGUCACGUUUAUGUUAAGCAUCUACUUUGGCCUUAUCAGCAGCCCACUUUGUUUCAUCGUGGCUUGUUUGCAGCCCUGUUUGGAUUCAAUGGAGAGUGAAAGUGCCAGUUUCACAUUUUAUGAAUUAUGGGACCUAUUAUUAGUCUCUGGCUGUCUUUUUGUCUUAGUUUUUUUUAUUGGUAAGCAGAGACCCGGGGGAAUUGUUCGUCUUCCUCUUGAUAAAAUGCCUUGGCGUCCCAAUACAACACUCCACAGUGCUGCCCACUGUGAAGCCUCGCAGACUCUGACCCUGCCAAAAUGCCAUAAAAGAGCCAUGACAGAAUUAUCAAUCAAACAAGUAUUAGUGCAAUUUUCAGGAAAAAGGUGGACGUGACCAUAGGUGAGUAGCAAUAACGACAGGUUUUUCAAAUUUGAGGAUAAAACUGCGUAGUAGAGGUUGCUUGCCAAAGACAGAGCUGCAUGAGAUUAUUCUCCGCCCAAACUUUCUCAUGGUGGGGGGAAAAUGCAAAAUGAAUUGAUAGGGCUCAGCUUCAUUAGCUGGAAGUUUAAUCGUUUUGCUAUUUGACAUCCAAAAUGCAAAGAGACAGCACAAUCACAUUUGAUAUAAUCAGCAAUCAGUUUGUGCGCUUGACCUGAGUCACUGACAAUAUUAUAAUGUAUUAAAACAGGGGUGGGCUGGGGGAUUUUGAUGCAAAAUGAAAAUGUAUGGAUAUUUUUGUAUGUAUUAGACAUACCAUGUGACACUGAACAGUUUAUACAGGGUUACAGCUUGACGAUUCCUGCUUGUUGAAGAGCUGAAUACCGGAUUCUUUGAAAGAUUUUUCUUUCUGGGAGAUAAAGCGGUAUUUUACAUGAAAUGUUGCCUCAGAGUAGUUUCAUUAGGACCCUACAAUCACGCAGCGUAUGUAGAAGGACAUUUAGAUGUACAUAUAUCUAGAUUAUCAUCCUAUCGUCCAUUAAGCGUUAAAUUGGGUCCCGUCAGUGGAGGAGAGAGAGUCUGCACUUUGUCAGUGUAUCCUGUUGUACUGAAAAGCCGGGCUGUGUCGGCUGCAUUAAUGGCUUGAAUGUAUUUAAGUGCUUCAUAUAUUUAUAUUUUCCUUUCUAAAGCCAGAUGCUUUUUGCUUUUUUUUUUUUUUUUUUUCCUUGAUUUGUCCAAUCAGGCAGCACUGUAUACAAUGAAAGCCCAUGUUGGAUUUGCAUCAUGCAGUAAGGUCUGUUAGUUGCAAACUUAAAAAAAAAACAAAAAAAAAACAAUGUUGGGAUAUGCAUUUAAAAAAAAUGUAGCUCUCAUUCUGCCUUUUUUUAUUGAGGAAGUUCACAAUAAAAGUUAGGGAGUUAGCCUAAUAUGCAUGUUUCUGAAGCAGUAUAACCAGUAUGUAUGACAGACAUUUUGAAGCGGCGUGUGAGCAACAGCUGCUUUCUCUUCUCUUUUGUAUCGUCGGGUUAAAACGUGCGACGGAUCUGUUGUGUUCUUAUCUUGUAUACGCUUUGCCAUAUAUCCUCCAAAUGAUGUGAGCGUGUUUUCGUGCGCAUCGGUGGCUCUGUGCAGGCUGCAGGGCUUCAUUGGCAGGUCCCGAUGAAGAACUCACGUUAUGUAUUUUCACGUGUCUUCAUGCGAUGGCAGUGACUGUGUCUAAUGUUUUAAAUUCUCUCCCCACCAGUGGCAGGUUUGUGCCUGAGGGGGAAGUGGGGAAAAAAAGGUGUUGUUUAUGAGGAAACAUAAAUGAUUGGAAACUUUUUUCAUACAUUUAUGCCACUAUAUGUUUUACUUGAAAUUUUGCAGACUGCAACCACAUCUGUAUUUUGCUGGCUUAAAACUGAGAUGUGAAUGCGGGAGAGGAGUGUGUGCAGGGUUCGUCUUAAAUGUGUGUGUGUGUGUGUGUGUGUGUGUGUGUGUGUGUGUGUGUGUGUGUGUGUGUGUGUGUGUGUGUGUGUGUGUGUGUGUGUGUGUGUGUGUGUGUGUGUGUAAGCACCGAUUAUACACAAUACUGAAGUAUUGUGUAUAAGUAUUGUGUUUGAUACCAGUAUGGAAUGAUUUUGGUGCCACAGUCCUUCAUUUCAGAGUGAAGACUCAAAGUGAAUCAUUGUAGGAUCAAGUAACAUGACAGUUAUGUUAGAAUUAUUAAUUCAACAAUAAUAACAUUCAUGACUAUCAGCUUGUCAUCCUGAGCCUCUUGUGAUGGUUCACAAUUUUUUUGUAAGCAGAAGUUGUCCUCAUCCAUGAUGGGAAAUACGAUUUAUCCCUUUGACGUGUCACAACACCCAUAUAUUAAAAAAAAAAAUGAAGCUUUACAGUAUUGAUCAGCAGGAGACGGAGAAUCACAUCAUGGUACAUAACAUCUAAUAUUUUACAUAAUAGGUUUGAAAUUCUUCGUUGUUGGAAGUAGUGAAAAGUCCGAUCAUUUCAGAUUAAUUUUGCUGACACAGUCAUUCAGUCGGAGGUGUGACGUCAUGAAAAACCCUCUCAGUGCAAUAUACAUGCAGUAAAUGCUGCCUGCUUUAAAGCUUAUCGUGUGCUGUUUUUGCGUGUCUUUUACUUUUUUUCUAUUUAUUUAUUCCCCAUGCUGAGCAAGUGUUCAUGCACUCGAGGAUCCCGGUAUUGAUCCCAGUAUUUAGAAAACACAGCUAGACUGUUACAGACUGACAUUUGUGUGUUUUCGGCAUAUAAGGAAGAUCAGUGAUGAUAUAUUAAUUUAGACAAUCCAUCAUUUGUUUUCAGAUUUUAGGGUCUUGAAGAUUAUUAUUAUUAUUAUUAUUAUUAUUAUUAUUAUUAUUAUUAUUAUUAUUAUUAUUAUUAUUGUUAUUAUUAUUAUUACAUCACACUGUACCAUCCUACCAUAAUAUAAAUGAAUGUACAAUGGGCCAAUGAAUUGUUUCUUAGAGCCUCCCUGCAUGAGACUGGGUAAGGAUGAAUAUUCCUAUUGCUUUUUUUCCCUUCCUUCUCCUUAUAAACUGAUGCCUUAUGUUUGCUCCCUGUAGUUUACUCUAACUCGCAUUAACCUGCCUUUUUAUUCAUGAAUGUAUGUUGUUUUGAUUCGGCUCACUGGUCACUGAGUUGAGGUCUGUGCCCUGACUGACUGGUCAUCCGAGUGUCCUGUGAAGAUGUACAAAUAAAUUUGUUAAACAUU
Messenger RNA from Cololabis saira (Pacific saury), 7751 nucleotides. RefSeq names its product phosphatidylinositol 4,5-bisphosphate 3-kinase catalytic subunit alpha isoform-like. The coding region runs from base 259 to 3465 and encodes 1068 amino acids. Gene Ontology annotation, molecular function: 1-phosphatidylinositol-4-phosphate 3-kinase activity; 1-phosphatidylinositol-3-kinase activity. The record is from RefSeq and is a predicted model, not a curated record. Gene Ontology annotation, cellular component: plasma membrane; phosphatidylinositol 3-kinase complex, class IA; phosphatidylinositol 3-kinase complex, class IB. Gene Ontology annotation, biological process: cell migration; phosphatidylinositol-3-phosphate biosynthetic process; phosphatidylinositol 3-kinase/protein kinase B signal transduction. Lineage: Eukaryota; Metazoa; Chordata; Actinopteri; Beloniformes; Belonidae. The transcript has 26 exons.